CUGAAACUCGUCAUGACUCUGAAAUCCGACACAGUUCCUGCAGAAUGAGUCUUCCUGGAGUUGAAACCUUUCUGUUUUCCGCGGGUUUGUCUCGGCCAGAGGCUCCACAGGUGGGCUCCGUGUUUGGUUCCAUGUAACCGCUGAGCUGAGGUGUUUCCUGGCCCCUCAGAGCCGCUGCGCUCCUCCGGGUUCACGCAUGGCGACCGCCGCCGCGAAAAAAUUACGCAUUUCCUAAAGCCGGAGCGCUGGGCUAUAAACACCGUGGCAGGCCGUGGAGUGACGUGUAGCAUGGUGGAUUCCAGUAUUUCCGAUGGCCCCGAAUCGGAGCAGCAGACCCUGCUCUCCUUCUUGGAGUGCCCUCUGUGUUUUGAGCGUCUGGACGCCUCUGCCAAGGUGCUGCCAUGCCAGCACACCUUCUGCCUGUCCUGCCUGGAGAGGCAUGAGGUGGCCCAAAGCAAACUCUUCUGCCCGGAGUGUCUAGCUCCUGUUCCUGUUAGGAAAGUGGAGGAGCUCCCUGAAAACCUGCUGCUGGUUCGGCUCCUGGAGGGACUCCAGGGCCUGUCUGGUUCUGGCAAAGGCCCUCAGAGGGGCCGGUAUGCAGUGCCUGUAGAUAGGGGCGCCUUGAAGGUUCUGCAGCAGGCAGCCUUAAGAACGUCAGCGAACAACCAUCGCACUGACAUGUCGGGGGAGCCUGUCUUCCCUCCUGAGCAUAACUUCCCCUCCAGCCACAAAACGGAGGACAGCCGCUACUAUGGAAGCAGCAGCGACGGGAGCAGAGCGUCUCUCAGCCAGACGGCCCAGCUGCAGCCCCUCCAGCAGGCCCAGCCGCAGCCUCUCUGCAGGGCGCUCUGUGACUUCAACCCCGAGGAGAUGAAUGUGGAGGACACCAAAUAUUAUCUCAGCUUCCUCAAGGGCGACAUCCUGACCGCCAUCAGACGAGUGGAUGAGCAAUGGUUUGAAGCAAAGCUGGGGGAAAAAGUUGGGAUUUGUCCUAUACAGUUUAUAGAGCCAAACUCCGCUGCAGCCAAGCUGCUUAAAGGAAAGGGACGGAGCGGGAGUGACUCAGCAGAACCUCACCAUCAGUCAGGGAGUGGGGGCAAAGAGAAGGCCGCUGACGCACCCAGCUGCUCGGCCCAUCACGGAGCCCCGCAAGGUCAAGCCAAGACGCCCUCCGUCAACACUUUGCGGAAACAGCCCGGAGUAAACAGCUCCUUCCAGCCGCCCGCCAACAUCAGUGCCUCAUUCAGCUUCAACCCUCAGGGUCAGCCGCAGCACCUCUUGGCGCCCUCUGCAUCCCACGGCCGCUCUCACCCUCACAGACUGAACUCUCGGCGAAGUAGCCGGCGCUCCUACUCUCACAGACACCUGUUACAGACUGAAAAGAAGAUGACCAGUGAGACCCCGUCCACAAUCUCCAUGGCUCUGAUGAACCCCCAAAUGGCCUCCACCUCUGCAGACAACAAAAACUCCUCCACGCAGCAGCUCUCCAUCAGCGUUUGCGCCGUCCUGUACUCCUACAAACCUCGCCGGCCGGAGGAACUGGAACUGAGGAAAGGAGAGAUGGUGGGUGUGUACGGAAAGUUCAAAGAGGGCUGGCUGCGUGGGUUGUCUCUCAGAACGGGGAAAGUGGGCAUUCUUCCCAGCAACUUCAUCACCCCUGUGCUCAGAACCUCAGCCCGACUUCUGGAGACCAAAGUAGCUAAUGUGUCCUCGCAUCCCAGCGCGGCAUCUGGGAAGAAACCCACCCCUUCAAAAAAUCCCGCUGUGGUCCUCGCUCUGGACAGGGUGGGCGGUGAUGGAGCCAAAUCCUCAACAGGACAGGUCUCAUCUGUGCCAAAUGGAGCACAGCAUGCUGCAUCCUCCACCGGAGCUGUUAAACCGUCCUUCUAUGGGACGUCUCAAGGUUGGGACACUGUGAGGCGUGUUUUCAACCCGCACAGAGCCUCCCACCGAGCCUCGCAUACGUCCUCCUACAACAUCCCGUCCAACUCGCAACCUUUUGCACAAGUUCAGGCAUCAGGGUAUUCACCUGCCCUGCAGAGAAAGAGAAACAGCAGCCUCCCAUCCAAUGUCAAACCACAGAUGAAUGAGCUGGCAGCACCCUCUGCUGCUGCGACCGUGAAGGACAGGGAAUAUGCUGCAUUACAUGAAGCAGUAUUUCAACAUCACAGGCAAUCAGCUGCCAAUGGACCUCAGUCGAUUCUGGUCAAACCUGAUGCACAGAAAAACAGCACAGAUAAGCCUCAGAAAUCAGUUCGGUUCCUGACAGAUGAAGAGUCCCCUCCUCCAAGACAACGGACCUCCCUCUGGUCAUCGGGGACACAGGUUCACCCAAACUCCCGCCCUGGUCCCCUCCCUUUAGAAGUCUGGGCCCCGUCACUCACCAUGGGCAGAGACGGACCAGGGAUCCUUCUGAAAGACAGAAAGGGUCCACUUUUUAGGAAGGGCUUUGACACGGCUGCCUCUGAUCAAAAUUCUAACCAACAGAAACCGUUCCACUCACAGCCUUCACUGUCUGCUCAUUUCAGCCCCAUCAGACACAGAGUGACUGCAACACAUUUAGCCCAGACAGACUCAGAGCUUAGUCUGCUUCAAGGAGAGGUUGUCUUUGUCCACAGACCUCGGCCUGAUGGACGGGUCCUCCUUACGCAGAAGAGCAGCGGGCAGACGGGCAUUUUCCACAACACUAUCCUGCAAGUCCUUGAGAGGCUCAGCUGACUUUAUAUUUAGGCUGAAUUAAUGUAUAUUUCUAUUAUAUCUAUUUAAAUUGCCAAAUGAAUUAAUGGACCAACCGAACAAAAAGAGCAAUGAUGUCCAACAAACAAAUCCUGCCAAAUGACAAUGCAGUAACAGGUUUUUAUAUUGGCUCUGAAUGGGUGAGAGUGUGUGGGUAAGGUCUGCAGAGGUUUAUUUUCUGUCCUGCAUUGUGUGCACAUUUUUGUGGCGAGUUAUAUUCUAUUUUUUUUUGCACUAAAACCUACUUCAGGUUCCUUCCUUUAUCUGUUACACACAGUGGUGAGUGCCUUUUUCAAAACCCACCGAGAAAAAAAAUCUAUAUAUAUUUUAUUUGUAUAUAUAUUUAGAGAGAUUAAGUAAAUUAUCUGUACUGCUUCUGUGUUAAUAAAGUGUACUUCCAGAACAGCU
This is a messenger RNA of Cyprinodon variegatus (sheepshead minnow), 3144 nucleotides long. It is a transcript of the gene sh3rf2, whose product is annotated as putative E3 ubiquitin-protein ligase SH3RF2. The coding region runs from base 289 to 2718 and encodes 809 amino acids. The transcript has 11 exons. Gene Ontology annotation, biological process: positive regulation of proteasomal ubiquitin-dependent protein catabolic process; positive regulation of JNK cascade; protein ubiquitination. NCBI's taxonomy places the organism in Eukaryota, Metazoa, Chordata, Actinopteri, Cyprinodontiformes, Cyprinodontidae. The record is from RefSeq and is a predicted model, not a curated record. Gene Ontology annotation, molecular function: ubiquitin protein ligase activity; protein binding.